CCUGCAGGGAAGCUGCAGACUCAGAAGAAGAUGAAGAUGAAGAUUAAUUGUUUGGAGGUUUCGGUGCUGAUCGCUUUAGCGUGCACGGCGCUGCCCGCGGCUGUGCCAGUCAAUCCCAAAAGUGAAAACAAUGAGGGUGAUUUCCAGUUUGCAGAGGGAUACCUAAACCGUUUCUAUACCAUAAGCACCGUCAAAAGCCGAAGCAGGGGCCCAGUCACAGAGACCCUGAAACGCAUGCAGUCAUUCUUCAAGCUCAAUGUCACCGGGACUCUGGACAGGGAGACCAUGGAGGUCAUGAAGAGGCCCAGAUGUGGGGUUCCAGAUGUUGCAAAAUACAGUUUUCUUUCAUCGAAUUCGAAAUGGUCAACUAAUAAAAUAACAUACAGAAUUGUAAACUACACUCCCGAUCUGACGGUAGCAGAUGUGGAUCAAACCAUUGCAAAGGCUUUCAAAGUCUGGAGUGACGUCUCUCCUCUCACCUUCACCAAAAUCAACAGUGGAACGGCUGACAUCAUGAUCUCUUUUGGAACUAAAAGUCACGGUGAUCUUUUUCCCUUUGACGGUCCCUCUGGAACACUGGCUCACGCCUUCGGACCUGGGAGUGACAUUGGUGGAGAUGCUCACUUUGACGAAGAUGAAACGUGGACAACGACUUCGAGAAGUAUCAACUUGUUCCUUGUUGCUGCCCAUGAAUUUGGACACGCGCUGGGACUAGAUCACUCCACAAAUCCAUCGGCGUUGAUGUUCCCCACCUAUAGCUAUGUUCCUACAGAAAGAUAUAAACUCCCAACUGAUGAUGUGAAUGGAAUCCAAGCUUUGUAUGGGAAACGUACAGUUAUUCCACCCCAACCAACAACCAAGCCCCCUCAGAAGGCCGUGCCUGAACCUCAGUCUUCACCCUCUGAGCCGAACCACUGCGAUCCCAACCUCACUCUGGAUGCUGUUGCUUCACUGAAGGGGGAUCUGCUUAUCUUCAAGGGCAGCGACUUCUGGAGAAAAAGCCGCAGUGAUGUGACUGAAGAGUCAAUCAAGGCCAACUGGCCACAACUUCCCUCAGACAUCGAUGCUGCUUAUGAAUUAGAUGGGGGAAAUACUCUACUGGCAUUUAAAGGAUCUCAAUUCUGGGUGGUCUUUGAAAAUGGGUUUAAUGUUUUCAAAUAUGGCAUUGGUUUGCUGGGGUUUCCACGGACGGUCACACAGAUUGAUGCAGCAGUGCACAUCGAGGAGACGGGACAAACUCUGUUUUUUGUUGGGAAAUACUAUUACAGUUUCAAUGAAAGAACAAGAAGAAUGGCGUACCAGAGUACAAUUUCAAGUCGCUUUCCAGGAAUUGGAUCAAGAGUGGAUGCUGCCUUUGUAAUGUCUGGUAACUACUACUUCUCCAGCGGCCCCUUCCUCUACCAGUAUGACAUCAAGAGCAGAAGAGUCAUCAGCACACAGGGGAACUCAGCAUUGCUCGACUGCUAAGCUAUAACAGAAGAGAGUCAGCUUUGAGUCUCAGCAAAACCAACCACCCAACAAGGCUUUUUGUUAAUGUGUGGAAUGUAUUCAUUGUUGAGAGUACUGCACAGAGAGGACUAAGUUUAAUUACAUCCAAUUAAAUAGAUAGACAGAUAGAUAGAGAGAUGGAUAGAGAUAGAUAUAGAGAUAGAUAGAUAGAGAGACAUAGAUAGAUA
Messenger RNA from Polyodon spathula (Mississippi paddlefish), 1676 nucleotides. RefSeq names its product collagenase 3-like. Gene Ontology annotation, cellular component: extracellular matrix. NCBI's taxonomy places the organism in Eukaryota, Metazoa, Chordata, Actinopteri, Acipenseriformes, Polyodontidae. Gene Ontology annotation, molecular function: metalloendopeptidase activity; zinc ion binding. Gene Ontology annotation, biological process: collagen catabolic process; extracellular matrix organization; proteolysis. The record is from RefSeq and is a predicted model, not a curated record. The transcript has 10 exons. The coding region runs from base 31 to 1467 and encodes 478 amino acids.